Messenger RNA from Trichoplusia ni (cabbage looper), 2771 nucleotides. It is a transcript of the gene UGT47A1, whose product is annotated as UDP-glucuronosyltransferase 1-7C-like. The coding region runs from base 568 to 2187 and encodes 539 amino acids. Gene Ontology annotation, molecular function: UDP-glycosyltransferase activity. The transcript is spliced from 6 exons. NCBI's taxonomy places the organism in Eukaryota, Metazoa, Arthropoda, Insecta, Lepidoptera, Noctuidae. The record is from RefSeq and is a predicted model, not a curated record.
UAAUUCACAAUGAAAGUCUGCAUUACAUUGCGUGCAAGUUCGCUUUUAGCUGCCGUUUUGCCCCAUGAAGGUUAAUAGAUGUUCGACGAAAUCAACGCACUAGUAACACAAAUGACACACAAUGCACCACGAUAAUAAUUAAUAAACAUAAUAUAGAUACAAAAUGUACCUGUGACCUGUCCGUACCAAUGGACAUUCACUAAUCAAUUAAUUGCAGGCAACUAAAUGUUUUCCGAACUGCUGCACUAUAACUAGUUCGAACCGGUUUAAAUCAAGAACCACAUCAAAAUUAUAUGCACUAUGAUCUUCACUACGAUGCACAUAAAUCAUUUGAAACAAGCUCUUUUCUAACUGACCGUAGAUGACUUAUUCGCCGGAAAACAAAUCCAUAAUGAGAAUGUUAGUGAAAGAAAGUUUUCUUAGGAAGAGGGCAGCGGCAAGGAGCACGGCUGUCAGAUAGGAGAUACCCGUGCUGUUAUCGGGGGUGACGUAAGCGUGUGUCAGUAUAGUAGGGAGUUCGGCGGUUUCAGGCUAGACGGGUCGCAAACCGAGUCGAGCAGUAGAGAGAUGAGGGCGCGGCUGCUUUGCCUGGUGUUCCUUCUGGCGGCGUCGGCGCGCGCCGCUCGCCUGCUCGCCGUGCUGCCCACCAACACCAAGAGCCACCACGCCAUGUACGGCCGCCUGCUCGAGGCCCUGGCCUGGCGGGACCACCAACUUACUGUCAUCACGCAUUUCCCCAUGAAAAACCCACUACCCAACGUGCAACAAAUAAGUCUAGCAGGAACCAUACCCGAAAUAACGAAUAAUCUCACAAAACAACACAAUUCUAUUAAACCGGAUUUUAUCACGAACUUGGAACAGAUAAUGAAAGAAUGCGUCCAUGCGUGUGAAACUGUUUCUCGAGUGCCAGCUGUUAAAGCAUUGUUUAAUUCGACAGAGGCUUUUGACCUUAUCAUUGUGGAAGUCUUCGGAAGCGAUUGUUUUCUUCCUCUCGGCAAGAAGUAUGGAGCGCCCGUGGUCGGGUUCCUAUCGAGUGUACCACUGCCGUGGGUUAACGAACAACUCGGCAACCCUGAAGCCACGGCAUACGUUCCAUCCUACAUGGUUGGUUACGGCCAACGAAUGACGCUAUGGGAAAGAUUUGCUAACACUAUGGCGGUGAUCGCAGCUAAGCUUUUAUAUACGUACAAAUCACAAAUUCCAUCCCAGGUUAUAGCAGAUCGGCUCUUCGGUCCGGGUCCCAAGUUGGAGUCUUUAGCUCAGAACUACAGUUUGGUGUUAUCGAACAGUCACUUCAGCAUAAACGAAGUGCGCCCCCUAGUGCCCGCGCUCGUCGAAGUCGGCGGGCUGCACCUAGAGGACUCUCCUGUGCUACCCCGCGACAUGCAGAAGCUACUGGACGCGGCCACGGAAGGCGUUAUCUACUGGAGCUUCGGAUCAAUGUCCAGGAUCGAAACUAUACCGACCGACACCCUGUCUAAGAUAUUUGAUGUUCUGUCGGAGUUGCCACAGACUGUACUGAUCAAGAUGGAUCGCCGCAUGCUGGCCCAAAACAUCACCGUGCCAGAGAACGUUUACACAAUGGACUGGAUACCACAACAUGCAACUUUGUGUCAUCCGAACGUAAAGCUGUUUAUAUCUCACGGUGGUCUGCUUGGCACGCAAGAGGCGGUGGCUUGUGCGGUGCCUAUGCUCAUGGUGCCAUUGUACGCUGACCAAGCUCUUAAUGCACGCUCGAUGGCAGACCGUGGCGUUGCAGAAAUAAUCAAACUCAAAGAAACCGACAAGGACACAUGGAGAACACAUCUUCGAGCGCUGCUCACAGAUCCACAAUACAAAACCAAUGCUAUAGAAUUAAGAAACAUAUUCUUAGACCGGCCAAUGAAGCCAUUGGAUAUGGGAGUGUACUGGAUAGAGUAUGUUCUGAGACACAAAGGGGCGCAGCACCUGCGGUCGCCGGCGCUCGACCUCAGCCUGCCGCAGUACUUGCUCCUAGACGUCAUAGCUCUCAGCACAGCUAUGGCGCUCCUCACGAUAUUCAUACUACACAAGCUCUUCAGAUACCUCUGCACAAGGUGUAUCAAAUGGUGGCCAAAAGAAAAACUAGUCUUCGAAAAAAGACUACUCAAGAGGAACAUUAGCUUUUUUCUGUGUAUAUUGUGGAAGUAUAAAGUGAAACCUAAUUAAUGAGUGCUAUGAAAAUAGAUUGAAAGAACUCAAUGUAUUAUGUAGGUUUAAAUGUUAUUUUGUAAGAUAUUUAUAAAUGAAUUUGAACUGACUCACAGUUACUGACAACUCUUGAUCUAAGAUUUGCAACUGUCGAAGCGAGAAGUAAAUAGGCGCAGUGUCGUGCGCUAUCUCGCCUUUCAAAUAGCAACAGUCCUUGAAGAACUCUUAAUACAGGCACUGUUUACUGAUUACUUUAAAAAGUUUUAAGACUUAUAGGCAUUAUUAUUAUUGUCAUCAAGGCAGGGUACAACAAUAAAUUGUUACUUUGAUAGAUGAAAUAAAUAAACUGAGAAGUUAUUUCAUAUAAAAUGGUGAUUAUAAUUCAAGUAGUUUUAUUUUCCCUGUCCAAAUUCCUAAAUAACUCAAUUAAGAUACAAUAACAUUUUGUAGACCUUCAAUUGUUUUCAUAUUUCUGUUUUUGUUCUGUUAGAGAAAUGUUGUUAUCUCACCCUUUUUGACUAGAAAUAUGAUAAUAAUGUAGAUGUAAAAUUUCUUGCAAAUUGUACUUGUUUAGGCAUAACUUACAUAAUUAGUAAAAUAAA